This is a messenger RNA of Ruditapes philippinarum (Manila clam), 2371 nucleotides long. RefSeq names its product neurogenic locus Notch protein-like. The coding region runs from base 137 to 2344 and encodes 735 amino acids. Lineage: Eukaryota; Metazoa; Mollusca; Bivalvia; Venerida; Veneridae. The record is from RefSeq and is a predicted model, not a curated record. The transcript has 12 exons.
AACACUUUAGAUAUAUUUUUGAACAAACAAUAAGAUGAUUCAGUAAUUGUGAUAAUAAAGUUGGUCUGUCUGUAAAUUUGAAUUUUCAUCUAUAUAGCUUUAACAGGUUUUUAUGAUUAAAUUCUUUCUAUAAAUUAUGGAACGUUGGGGUGUCAUAGGGUUUGCUUUGGUGUGUAUUGCAAUACGUACGGGGUCACAGUCUAUUGGCAAAACUCCAAAGCUUGCAGUCGUGGGAGACAACGUGCCUCUUGAAUGCACCGGUGCAGACGAUAAAAGAGAGGUUAAUUGGACAAGCCCUAAUGGUGACAAACUAACACAUGGUGAAAAAGUGCUGACGCUUGACAAUCGGUUUGAAGUGCAUCACAAGUUACGGUGGUAUUUGCGCAUAAACAACGUGAGCAUCUCAGAUAGCGGCGAUUAUGUCUGUGUCAGCAACGGCGAUCAUCAACACGUGAUAGAAUUAGUUGUCAAUGAAUCUGUGACAGAUAAUUUAGUGUCUACUACACAGUCAACUACUACUACACAGUCAACUACUACUACACAGUCAACUACUACUACACAGUCACCUUCUACUACACAGUCACCUACUACUACAGAGUCACUUACAACGGACCCCAGUAAAUGCUCUGAUACACGACCAUGUAACAAUUCUGGCUCCUGUGAGAACGGCUCUUGUAUCUGUCACAGCAACUUUACAGGUAGUUUUUGUGAGUUAUCAACAGAAUGUGAUGUUGGUUAUUGUCAGAUAAACAACACUGCAAAUUGUACAAAAGAACUUAUCAAUGGUGAAUAUGUCAACCAGUGCAAAUGUCUUCCUUUCUAUAAAGGAGCAAAGUGUGAAAUUCACGAUCUUUGUAAACGCGAGCCAUGUGAGAACAAGGGUAUGUGUACGCUAAACUAUCCUGAGGAAGGCUAUGAAUGCGACUGUAAGUUAGUUGGUGACCCGAACAACAACUGUAAACUAAACACAUUCGAUGAGUGUAGCAGGCAGCCACCAUAUCCACCAAAAAGUUUCAUAACAUGUGUGGACCUGAUAGAAUCUCGCAGAAUGUACUGCAAUCCUGGAUACUCAGGUUAUGCUUGCAGAGAUAUUGUUGACGUCGGAUUAUUCUGUGACCGUAAUGGUCCCGGGUCCUGUUCAAACGAAGGAUAUUGUAAGCCCCUCUGCAAUGUGGAUAUAUGUAAUGGAACAGACAACUGUAAGUUCACGGCGGACCCUUUCAAUACGGAUGGGUUUAAAAAUAAUACAGAUUGUAUAAGAUCAUUUGGUGAUGGAUACACUGACCAUGCUUGUAAUUCUGAAGAAACUUUGUUUGAUGGUUUUGACGCAGUGAUAAAUGUACAAAAAGACUGUAGUCCAUUUUUCAACACUACAUGCACCAUUGAUUUUGGUAACACAUAUUGCAAACCUGGCUGUGGUACGAAGGAAUGUCUUUGGGACGGCUACGACUGCGAUAAUGACGAGCGACCUGAAAAAUCUCUGACUGGUGUAGUAGUUGUUGAACUGAAAGGCGAUCUAGAACACCCAAUUGAAGAGAUACAGAAGAAUAUAUCUUUGAUGUUACGGUCAAUGGUGAACCUUACAGAAGAAGACAACAUAAACAGCACAGACACCAUCCUGUCACUUAAGAUAAAGGAAGGAGAAUUUACUAAGAUAGAAUAUGCUGGGAAGUUUCUGGCUGCUGCUGUUGCUAAGCGACCAGGCUGGCUGGAUCAUGUGAAAAUAAAAGAUAUUUACGUGUGUCCGGCUGGGAUGUAUGGGGAAAAAUGCAAAAACAACUGUAGCACUUGCCAAAAAACUGAAGAAAUUUGUAAAUGGCAAGAUGGAGAGUGCUUAUAUGGUUGCCCGAAAGCCCAUCGAGGACAAUUUUGCGAGCCAUGUGAUAUGUGCAAAGAUGAAGGUGAAGUUUGUGACCCGAUGACUGGAGAGUGUUUGCAUGGCUGCAACCGCGGAUACUGGGGCAAUAACUGCUCGCCUUGUAGGAUGUCUUGUAAGCAAGAAGGAGAUGUUUGUAACAACGCUACAGGAGAAUGUCUUCAUGGAUGUAUCAGUAAUGAGUUUUAUACUUCAUGGUGUAAAAAGUGCCCUCAAAAUUGUACCGGAGGCUGCGAUGAUAAAGGACACUGCAACGCUUGUUCAGUUGGAACAUAUGGUGAAACGUGCAGUAAUUCGUGUGAUAAAUAUUGUCAAAAUGAAACAUGCGACCGUGUUACGGGUCUUUGUGACUGUCGAUCAAAUUACUUUUGGUCUUUAACGGAUAAAAUGUGUAACCGGUGUGGUGAAGGCUGCAGAGACAUAUGUGAUGGAACUUCAGGUAACUGCCGAUGUAAAGAUGGUUACUAGGGAAAAAAAUGUAAUUUUAUAUGAAAU